This is a messenger RNA of Seminavis robusta, 2729 nucleotides long. The record is from the annotation of a GenBank genome assembly. NCBI's taxonomy places the organism in Eukaryota, Bacillariophyta, Bacillariophyceae, Naviculales, Naviculaceae.
AUUCUUACCAUUAGAAAAGCACAAAGCACACUGCCUACCGGUACUACGCUGUCAUUGCUUCGAAGAGGUUGGUGUCAUCGAGGUUGUUGAAGGAAGCGUCCCUGAGGAGUACAACGCAACAACUCGGUACCGGAAGUGGCGCCCUGUGUGUUAGAUAGAUGUUCAAAGAGAGAGACUUCGAGAGAGAGCAGAUCGAGAAAGAGAGUUUGUCAUUAUUUUGAAAAAACAUCAUGGCUCCUCCAGGUACGUCCAAGUCCAAGUCGCCUCGCUACAAAAGUAGCACUACCGGUACUCGGAGGCGACGGCCAAGAACAUCAUCAGAUUCAGUAUUAUCGUCGGACGACGAUGUUGUUGAGAUUCUGGACUUUCCCUAUGGCAAUCGGUCUUUACGUGAGAACACCCAACGAAAAACUCGACACAGAAACAACCGUCAGAAAGGAGUUGAAACCAAUUCUUCUGCUGCUUCUGAUGGAGUAGCUGCGAUCCCAGCCGCCCGAAGACAAAGAAACAACAAUCAAAAUCACAAUGAUGACUCCUCAUCUGAGUCCUCGGUUUCCCUCCCUUCCAGAAGAAGGAGGCGUCGGCAACACCUCAAUCGGGGUGCCACCAAAACAACAGGACUUUCUUUAAAUGGCAGUGCUGUCUCACGCGGUCUCAGUCGCAGCCGCACUAUGCCACAUCCUCCACUCAACAACAAUUUUGCCUUGACUGCACCAGGAACCCAAGAUGAACCAGUUGAAUUGGAGGAUGAAGUACCUGUGGUGACCACGCGUGGGAAACAUCUAACGACGCCUCAGAGAACUGCUGCAGCUACAAAAGACGAUCCGAUUCCUCUAUUGGAGAGCAGUGAUUCUGAGAUGGAGGCAAUGAUACAAGAGGCUAUUAUUGCUUCUAUGAAAGACCGACAAUCUUUUCGAAAAAGCACGGGCACAUCUGUUUCAACCAGGACAAGGUCCACCGGCAGGCAAACAAACAACAGUAAGCGCCGAAAGACAAUGGAACCGGAGUUGCAUUUGCCCCGCAGUAGAACGUCGCCGAAGCCGUCCAAAACGACAAGCAAUCUGGAUAAAAAGCCAGCCGCAAAGCUCCCUUCAAAGCCGGACAUUGGUAAACCCACAGCCCAGAAAAAGGAGGGUAACGAUUCAAGCACGAAACCAGCUAUUCUGAAUACUGUCAAUAGAACAAACCCAAAGACCGAUGGGACAAAGCAAGCCAAUCCACCUGGUGGCAACAAUCCACCAGUACACAAUGCAUCCAAUGGUAGAGCACGGGCAGCCAAACCCGGUGAGACCAAUGAUGUUUCAUCACACAGAGCCGCCAUGCCAAUUCGAGACAAGGUUGACUCUGAAUCAGCUGUCGCGGUCGACCAAUUAGAGAAGAGGGUUACUCGAAGCCAUCGUACCAGCGGCUUGAAGGAAGACAAUACAAGCAGCUCACAAAAAUUCACAAAUGGCGCAUCCAACAAGAAGAGUGACAUCAAGAUUGAAGAGAGGACCGUUGACGAUCACUCCAUUGGGGAUAAAACAAAUACUAGUAGUGUGAUGAAACUCGAAGCGAAGACCACUAUCAAGCAAGACCCUGAAGGAUGCAUGUCUCCUAAGAAAAGGAAGCACAAGAAGUUCCCGAUGAAAUCCAAAGACCUGGGUGGUUGUGUUCAGGUGGAACGAGGUAUCGGAUCAUUUCCGGCGCGCAUUGUUCUGGACGAGCAUGCAAACGAGCUUAGUUUAAACGCUGGUUUUGUGUUUGUGCAAUGGAGCGACAGCCAGGAGCGAGAAGAAGUAUCAAGACGCAGUAUUCGGUAUGAUCUGGCGGUCGAUAGCGACGCCUCAGCUUCGACAACAGGUACUCGUCGAUCCACACGGCGACGGACCCAACCCAAAACGCUGCAAGGCUUUGCCAAGCUUGAAGAAGUCUGCGAGGUCAACGCUCAAAAGUCUGGUUCAUCGCCAAGUGUUGGAAGGCCCGUAGGAGCACGGCUUAAAUCCGAGAACGACGAGGCGAACAAGAAGCAAGCCCAGUCGAAACGCAAUCCACAGCAGCCUAGGAGUAGUGCGCAACCAGUUGCCAAGCCCAUGGCCAGAAAGCGGGAUGAGUCCGGAAACCGGAUCGAUAGUGCUUCGUGCAAUGGCAAUCAAAACCCCGCUGAGAACCAUUCGUCCAAAGCGCGACGAGCAAAGAAGCCCCACGUCAAUGACCCUGACGCAGUGAGACCUCGACCUCGACCAAAACCGAAAGUCAGCAGGUACAUGAAGGCUCCCACGAAGCCAAAAUAUGUUCGUCCUGCCAGACCAGAGAUUGGCAGCAUGGUGUGGUUAGUACAGGAUGCGAUGUUUCGGAAUCCAUGCGUUCGUGCUGAGGAGCUUUAUGAGCGACGACGCGCACAGGUUGUUGGGGAGUCUGUCUUUGCCUUCACGAGUCCUCACGAACGUUCGCUUCAGCUUCAAUGUCUAGACACCGGUGACUUUUGGUAUGCCCGAGAGUCUGAUGUGAUAACUCCUGUUCUUUGGGAUGAUCAAGAUCAGUUGGAACAGUCGAGUGACAAUCAGAGCUAAACCCAUCAUUAUUAAUUCGAAGGGUACGACUCUAUUUCAGAUACCUGCUUGAGAGAUGCGGUAAUUAUAUGCAUCCGCUACGCUUCUCAACAAGCAUUUAGGUAUCGAUGACAAAUGUUAGCUAGAAACUUGCUGUAUUGUAGUAACAGUUGGUAGUUUUUAGUUACUACGUGAAGC